AGGUUGGGAGAAGGGGAUGGCGGUGCCCCGCGACAUCGCCGUCGCCUACUUGCUGCAGGGCAGCUUCUACGGGCACUCCAUCUACGCCACCGUGUACAUGGACACCUGGCGCAAGGACUCGGUGGUCAUGCUCGUGCACCACGUGGUGACGCUGACGCUCAUCGUCUUCUCCUACGCGUUCAGGUUCCAUAACGUGGGGAUCCUGGUGCUCUUCUUGCACGACAUCAGCGACGUGCAGCUGGAGUUCACCAAACUCAACGUCUACUUCAAGCACCGGGGCGGGAUCUAUCACCGGCUCAACGACGUCAUCUCCAACCUCGGCUUCCUCACCUUCAGCGUCAGCUGGUGAGCUCCGCCCCGGCCCCGGCAUCCCGGC
Molecule: messenger RNA, 376 nt
Organism: Pelodiscus sinensis (Chinese soft-shelled turtle)
Lineage: Eukaryota; Metazoa; Chordata; Testudines; Trionychidae
Source: RefSeq, a predicted model, not a curated record